UCAGCGGCGGAGGGACAGAGCGCUCCCAGGAGGGGACAGACGAGAAGCAGAACCAGAAGCACCAGCACCAGAAGCACCAGCACCAGAGAUGCUUUGCCGAAUGCACCUCGCACCAUUCGCCUCCAGCUCCCUGGCCAGCCGGCUGGGCACGGUGAGGACCCUCUGGCCGCAUGCGGAGACCAUCUUCACCGAGCUGCAGCAGGAGAUGGAGAAAGCGCGGGAGUUCAUGAGCAGCUUCGAGCAGCUCCUGACCAGCCAAGGAGCCGCCGCCCUGGAACGAGCCCCCAGCACCAGCCUGACCCAGGGCUCCGGGGAGGGCUUCUCCAUCUGCCAGGACGUGAAGAACUUUGCCCCCGAGGAGCUGUCGGUGAAGGUGGUGGGCAGGAAGGUGGUGCUGGUGGGGCAGAAGGAGACGCAGAACACGGACGAGAAGGGCUCCUUCUCCUACAAGUACGAGGUGCUGAAGCGGGAGUGGGACGUGCCCGAGGAGGUGGACGCCGAGGCGCUGACGUGCUCCCUGUCCAAGGAAGGGCAGCUGCGCAUCGAGGCCCCCCGGCUGGCCCUGCCGGCUUCCUCGGAGAGGAACGUGCCCAUCCAGGUCAGCCCUGCAGCCCCACAGCCCGGACCAGCCUCUGAGGAUGGAGCCACCAAGAAAGCCCAGAUGUAAUGGGAGAGGAACCGACAGCCUGCGGCAGGACCGGAGCAGUCAGCAGCGAGUCUCGGGUUUUAGCCCGGACAAGCUCCCUCAGCAAUGAUGUCAUUUUUUUCGCUAUACUGGAAUGCUUUUGUAUCCAAUAAAAAUCCUUUUGCAUAGA
Chroicocephalus ridibundus (black-headed gull) is the source of this 815-nucleotide messenger RNA. Its product is annotated as heat shock protein beta-11-like. The transcript has a single exon. The record is from RefSeq and is a predicted model, not a curated record. Gene Ontology annotation, biological process: protein refolding; response to heat. NCBI's taxonomy places the organism in Eukaryota, Metazoa, Chordata, Aves, Charadriiformes, Laridae. Bases 89 to 667 code for a protein of 192 amino acids. Gene Ontology annotation, cellular component: cytoplasm; nucleus.